Messenger RNA from Cheilinus undulatus (humphead wrasse), 1230 nucleotides. It is a transcript of the gene nat16l, whose product is annotated as N-acetyltransferase 16, like. Gene Ontology annotation, molecular function: acyltransferase activity, transferring groups other than amino-acyl groups. The record is from RefSeq and is a predicted model, not a curated record. The coding region runs from base 92 to 1063 and encodes 323 amino acids. NCBI's taxonomy places the organism in Eukaryota, Metazoa, Chordata, Actinopteri, Labriformes, Labridae. The transcript has 4 exons.
CCUUAAAAAAAAAGAACUAAGCUGUUUUCUAAACUCUGGAAACGUCAUUCUCCCACAGUCUUUACUCCGGUUCACUUCUAAGUUGUUUUGGAUGUCUGCAGCACGGAGCGUGUGUGAUUUGGUGUACAGCUUGGCAGAGGAAAAUGACUUCCAGCAGGUCCUGGAAAUCUGCAGUGACGCCUUCAAUGGACUGGACUACAUGCCUGUCACCUUUCACCGCUGGCUGCACGAGCCCGGACGCCUCGUCUUCAUCGCAAGGAUAAAGACCAGGGUGGUGGCUCUAGAGUCUGCUCUGCUGGUAGACGGGGGUCAGACGGUUGUUUUUCAGGGGCUCAGGGUGGCAUCUGACCUGAGGGGCUGUGGCAUCGCCAGUGCCCUGCAGAGGCACAUCACUGGGUACAUCCACCAUCAUUACCCACAAGUUUCUGCUGUCAGGCUGAGCCGAGGAGACCGACCUUCGCCACAGUCACUGGUGAAGUACCGGCUUAUAGCUAAAGAGGCCAUCUUGUCUCUAUGCUGUGAGGCAGUUGACCUGGGUCGCUUUGUCACCGAACUUCAAUCCAGACUCUCUCAGUCUGACUCCACCCCCCGCAGCCCUGUAAUCCUGACCCAGGAGCAGGCAGAGACUCUGAUCCUGAGCGACCACGUGGUGUCCAACCUGCUGCCCGGUAAAACCAUCAUCAACGACUGGGAGCCUCUGAAGCCUAUGAAGGAGAACCUGGAGGUUCUGAGACGCAGGGGGCUGACGUGGAUCAUUGACCGAGAGACUGAGCCCACCGCUGUCAGCCUGUGCACCACGCCAUACGUAGUCCCCUACCGCCACGAUGCCUUACACUUCAACAUCAACAUCUUUGGUCACCGUCUGGCCUCAGUUUGUGCCGUGUUCUUGGCUCAGCUCCAAGCCUUGUUGCCAAGCCUCCAGGGUUACCUGGUCUUCUACACCUAUCUGGACCCGUCCCUUUGGGCGGGGCUACACAGAUUCUGUGAGAACCAGAGCAGUGUGUCGUUCUUUAGCGACUACUGUGAGGAGUUUGUACUGGAGAAAGACCUGGCUACUUCAUAAAUACUGCACACUGUUGAGAAGAAGUUAAACUAGGCUCAGUUCUUACUGUCCCUUUCCCUCUACAAUGGAUUUCUCACACUAAAUACUACCCCAGUUCCAAAAAAGUUGGGGCGCUAUGAAAAAAAUGUAAAUCAAAACAGAAGUCAAUGAUUACCAAAUCUCAUAAA